AACUCGUUAAACUAAACAGGACCCAUUGAGUUAUUUUAAGCUCUGAGGGCUAUAUUUCCUUUAAUUUAGCCUGAAACGGCAGUAUCGGUCCAACUUCUCUCUCAUUAAUACCACUUUAUAAAUACAGGUGGGGGAUAAAUAACCCAUUUAAAGUCGAUGUUUGUGUCCGCUGUUAAGUUUAAUGGUAUUUCGUGUAUAUGAGGAAAGCACGCCCCCUUACAGCGAAGUGCGCGGUCCCGUGACUUGCCCGUUAAGACCUGGCUGAGUUAAAACGGUUACUCUCGCGCAUCUCCGACCUUGCUCACUACGAGGACACGUCAAAUCUCAUUCACAGUUGUGCACUCUCUUUUUGCAGGGUCAGAUCAACGGAGUCCAGCAUCUUUUUGACACAAGAGACGCGACGGAACGGCAAAGAACGCUCUAGUCAUUUUAUGGAGGCUUGUGGGACGCAACGAAACAUUUCUUAAUAGUGUUCGCUCUGAGGAUAACAAUCAAGACUCCCGUUAAUUCGGAACACAUUUUUGUUUGGAUUUAAGCCUGUUUGAAAUGUGGCGUUAUGUCCUCGUGCUACAUGUGAUAUGUGUGUGAUUUGGAGAGUAUCUUGUGGAAGGUGUACAGUGGGAAAGAGACUGGGUGGACUCAUCUGCAACUGAUCCCCGUUUUCUGAGCGCAAUGGACUUGGAAUGAAGAAAAAGCAUGGAUUUAAUCUGGGAAAUAUUUAUCAUCCUUCAAGCCAAUCUCAUCGUUUGCACUUCAGCUCAGCCAAAUCUACCCAAAAUCCACGAGGGAUGGUGGGCUUACAAAGAAGUUGUUCAGGGGAGCUUUGUUCCAGUGCCAUCUUUCUGGGGGCUUGUAAAUUCUGCCUGGAAUCUGUGUUCUGUGGGUAAGAGACAGUCUCCAGUCAACAUAGAGACCAGCCAUAUGAUAUUUGAUCCCUUCCUGACACCGCUGAGGCUCAACACUGGCGGGCGAAAGGUGGGAGGGACAAUGUACAACACCGGCCGCCAUGUAUCACUGCGACUGGACAAAGAGCACCUGGUGAACAUCUCUGGUGGACCAAUGACGUACAGCCACCGACUUGAGGAGAUCAGGUUACACUUUGGCAGUGAGGACGGACAGGGCUCUGAGCAUCUCCUCAAUGGCCAGGCCUUCUCUGGAGAGGUACAGCUUAUACAUUACAACCAUGAACUGUACACAAACUACACAGAAGCUGCUAAGAGUCCAAAUGGGUUGGUGAUAGUGUCUAUAUUUAUGAAGAUAUCCGAGACCUCAAAUUCAUUUCUGAAUCGAAUGUUGAACAGAGACACCAUCACAAGAAUAACAUACAAGAAUGAUGCAUACCUUCUCUCGGGGCUAAACAUUGAGGAGGUGUAUCCAGAGACAUCAAGUUUUAUUACUUAUGAAGGGUCUAUGACAAUCCCACCGUGCUAUGAGACCGCAACGUGGAUUCUGAUGAACAAGCCAAUUUACGUCACAAAGAUGCAGAUGCACUCCAUGCGACUUCUAAGUCAGAAUCAGCCCUCACAGAUAUUCCUCAGUAUGAGUGACAAUGUGCGUCCAGUACAGCCUCUGAACAACCGCUGUAUCCGCACCAACAUCAACUUCAGCAUGCAGGGCAAGGACUGCCCCAACAACAGGGCACAGAAGCUACAGUACCGAGUGAAUGAAUGGCUGCUGAAAUAGAGCGAGGAUGUGGACCAGCCCAAGAACACUAAGUGCAAGGAAAAGAAUGAAGAGAAAUGAAGGAAUAGAGUGAAGACUGACAUAUGUCCUGCCCGAUAAAGUCAUGACGUUGUUAAGAAAAAAGAAACCCCAGCAAGAAGAGACUUUGCACAGUUGGCAAAGAGAUUCAAUUUCAUACAUCAAGUCAAAACUAGUGACAUACAGUUAUAACUACACAAAUGUUUUGAUACCUUUUUUUGGGAGAAAAAAACACUAAAAAAAAUUAACAUUUCUUUCAUAGCCUCUUCACCAAUGAAACUGAAUAUUUUUAGCCUUUGUACAUAUGGACAACUUGCUAUAAAUCAGCGGGAAAAGGACAUAGGACAUUGAACCCACUGACCAAUACAGAGACAUCCUUGAAUCAUAACUGCAUUCUCAAUCUUUAUUCUCGCUCAUGGUGUAGAGAGGAGGGAGAGGCAACAACAUUGCUGGUUUAUUGUCAAGACAAAAAUCAUCAUACAGAAGAAUUCCGGGUGAUAUUGUCUAUGAUAAAAUGAGUGUCUUGGCCUUGUAAAUAUAAUUAUUCAUGCUGAAAAUUAAUAUGUAAAGAUACAAAUAAACAUUUAAAAAAAUAAUAUCGGGGGGAAUGAAAAAAGUUGAAUAUUUUACGCUUGGCGCACUUUGAAUUUCUGGAGCAGAGCUGAUGCCUUUUUUCUGUUUCAUUGUUUACAAUGGUCAUACACUGUGUUUGAUUAAUGUUAUCGGCCCAAUAAAUGUGUUUGGAAAGUU
This is a messenger RNA of Myxocyprinus asiaticus (Chinese sucker), 2451 nucleotides long. RefSeq names its product carbonic anhydrase-related protein 10-like. Bases 697 to 1683 code for a protein of 328 amino acids. Gene Ontology annotation, molecular function: carbonate dehydratase activity; zinc ion binding. The transcript has 9 exons. NCBI's taxonomy places the organism in Eukaryota, Metazoa, Chordata, Actinopteri, Cypriniformes, Catostomidae. The record is from RefSeq and is a predicted model, not a curated record.